CAGACUGCCCACACACACACACACUCUCACGUCACACACACCUCAUCAUCCCACAGUGACAGAGGAGGUGAAACUCGCACCAGUGGGGAGAUGCUGCCGGCCACAGACUGAGAGAGAAAACCACAACAGCAACCUUCAAACCUCAGUGGAUUCAGACACACUGCACCUUAGCCUCCGGAGAGUCCGACACACUCCUGUUGCACUGAGAAGAAGCGUUUUACCACAAAGGACACGACUGCCGACAGAAAGGGAGUAGGACUUGCAGCAUUGAGACUGUACCUGAUCCCACCAGCAAAGCAUACUCCUUCAAAGGAACCUGACUCUCAGCCUCGGUGAAACACGACCUGCCAAACCGAGACAGACAGGGGUUCACGACAGUCUCUGGCAACCAGGAGCGGAGGCAGGAUGCUGGCCAAAAUCCUUGAGGACAUGUGGGUGGAGCCGGAGGUGCUGGAGGCUCUGAGCGAGGAGCAGAGGAGGAUCCUCUUCUUCAAGAUGAGAGAGGAGCAGGUACGGCGCUGGAGAGAGAGGGAGGAGAGGGAGGAGAAGGAGGCACAAGACAACAAUAACAGCAGCAGCAGGCCAAAGAAAGCUUCCAGUAAGCAUGUGAGCUGGCUGCUUGGCCGGGACGGAGAUGUGAGCGUCAGUGUGAUAGGAGAGAUGGACGAGUUCAGGUCCUCCAAACUGCUCAAGAGCCUCAUCAACAACAGACUGCAGAGUGAUAGUAUGAAUGGCAUCCAGACAGUGGACUUGCUGCCAGAAACAGAGGCCCAGCCGCUCUGCUUUAAAGAAGACAUACAGCUGCCCCUAACAGAUAGUGGCUCCGUUACACCAAACGAGCAGUCAUCUGAGGAGGAGAUGGACCUCAAGGACCUCACCGAGGACAGCGACAGCGAAUUAGGCAGCAGCAUGGACAACCUCAGCGACUGGGCUCGUCUCCACAGGCCCCAGCCCGGUAGCCAUGGCAACCAGCUGUCACUCAAAGCCCAGCUGUCAGACACAGAGAGGCCCCACCCACAGGACAGAGCGGCUGUGUGCUGUCUGGAGGAGAAACCAGCAUUCGGAGGUCGUGUGGCACAACUCAGAAAGCAAUUUGCUACCGGAGACGCUGAUCCCCGCAGCACGCCGGGCUACACCAAGCCUCCUCUACCUGCCAAACCCCCACACCUACAGACAAGGAGCACUCCAUCACUGCACUAGGGGACUAUCCAGCCAGCCCAGAGUCCAUACGGUUACCUCUAUGACCUCAACGAUACGUCUCACGGGGCAGAUGAAGCCCUGAGCAGAGAAGGACUCCAUGGCUACUUGACAACACUGCCGGGCCAGGCUGGACGGGGUACAUUCGAGGACCGCGCACAGGUGGAAAUUGGGAUCAUUACUUGAACCUGAGCCAUGAACUGAGAUAAACUAAGUCAGGUCUCACUUCAAGGACUGACCCAUAGCCAGAGACAUCUGUGGGUGGAGGGAGCGAAGAAGCUUUUGAACUGCGGUUCACCUGAAUGAGAGUGAGGCAGCUUUGAUGUUGCUGAGUUCAAAUACACUCAUCCAGUUACUUGAGACUGACAGGCAAAGAGAGGGACAGAUGAUCAGAGAGACAGACAGACAGACCCUGGACUGGCCCAACACUAACUUGAAGAAGUGGUUGCCAUGCUGGCAGCCAGACACUAACUUACUGUUGCUGAAAUAUUUAAUCCAUGUGUUAAUGGGAGUGAUUAAUGAAACACUGAUAAGAAUGUUUAAACACAAAAUGUAUUACAUAAAUACAACCAAUAUGUAUAUAAUAUAAAUACAAUUUUCUUUUUCAUUUCUAUUCAACUUGUUUCUUUAACAGUUUGUCAUUGUAUGUAACUGGCAUCUGUCUGGCCUUCACAAGGCCUCCGUUGCAAAUACAGCUCCCUGAUCUGAAUGGAGCUAGGUUAAAAUAAGAUCAAUUUCACCCACAGAAGUAUCACAGAACUUGAAACUCCACUGAGGUUCUGUGGAAAAUCUAUAACUCUAUAUUGCUAUAUUUCUAAUAAAUGUAUUAAUCGGUUUUGCCCCGUCAUGUGCAGCGAAAUUUGACCAGUUCGGCAAUAAACACACUGCUCUGGGCGAUGUGAAAGAAAAUGCAACAUGGGGGAGUACACAAAUAAGCAAAUAAAUAAAUGAAUAAAAAAAUGAAUAAAUAAAUGCAAUGGGGUUUGCAAUCAGGAGUGAGGCAGGACUAAAAUACAUUUAUGUGUUUAAUGAUUUCAUAGCUCAUAUUAUCCUAGUGAUACUGAUCAACUAGCAUUAAAGCAGCCAAUAUGGAAAGUUCAAGUUUUACAAAUUACUUAAGUGCUCUUGAACAUCAUGUCGCCCUAAUGAACAGAAAAGACGGUGUGAAAUGGACAACAAUUGACAAAUCGGGAUUCAACCGUUAACAGUGUUUCAGUUUUACCAGCAUUGGAGCUGUUUAGGAAUUUGUUAGCAAUGUUGAUGGUAGUCAAUGAGAACCAUGUAUUUGUAAAAUCAUGUGUAGACCCUUCUGCACUGUUGAAAUCUAUGGUGAAAAAUAUGUUCAAAAAAUAUGGUCUCUUACAACUAAACUUCACUGUCAAUUAUGUUUCGAGGGAAAUGCAUUUUGUUGCGGAUUACGUUUGCUCGUCAAGCAUCACAAACACGUUUGUAAUCAGUUAGUACAAAGUCUGCAUCAGUAAGACGGCGGGGGUCGGGGGGUGGUUGAGUCAAUCAACAUGCCUUUCAUUAGACGGACCUGAGUUCAAUACCAGUUCAGUACCAGUGGUGUUUGUUUCUAGGUAAUGUUCCUCUGCGUUACGUUAUGUUACGCUGCGCUACGCUGUAUUACAUUAUGUUGCAUUGCAUUACGUCACAUUUCGCCAUGUUACGUUAUGUUAUGCUGUGUUACAUUAUGUUACAUUACGCUGUCUUGUGUUACGUUGCAAUGCGUUACGUUGCAAUGCGUUACGUUACAGUGCGUUGCGUUACAUUAGGUUACAUUAUGUUUCAUUACAUUAUGUUGUGUUACAUAAUGUUACGUUGCAUAACGUUACGUUUUAUUGAAGUAAGUCAAACCUAACCUGAAUAACCUAAGUUGCUUUGGCACUAAAAUCUAACCACGUGACACUGACAUGCUAUUAAAGAGAGAGGGCCCAGUGUGCCUCAUUUGAGAAUGCAGUUUAAUUGUAUGGGAACCAGAUAUGUUGAUUAGAAAUGUAUUAGUGAUGCGUCAUAAACAAACACAAUCUGUGACAAAUUUGUUUCCCUCUAAACACAAUGGAGAAUGCAAUUUAGUUGUGUGGGAAUGCAAUUUUUAGGAGCCUGUGUUGCAAAAUGUUGGGGAAACAGUUUGGAGUGUGGUCCAUGUGAUAUUUCAGAGAAAUGUUUUACCCUCAUUGACUUGCCAGCACUGCUGAAAAUGUCCUCCUAUUCCUCCACAACAAAAACACUGCUGCAAGGACUUUUGGGUAUUGACUGAAUGGGCUGUCAGAACAGGCUGUUUAAAACAUGACCUUAAAAUCUCUGCUUUCUCUAUCAGUAGUAUUUUUUAAUGUGAAUGAAUUUGCUAGGACUACAGCUGUGAUUUAACGGGUUUGUUGGGAAUCACAGAAUGGACAUAGUUCUCAGCAUGGACAUCACAUGAGAACCUGCAGGACAAUAUUAUAAAAGCAACGUAAAUAUUUCCAUUAAGGAAGGACAUGCAGUAUUGUGAGAGGAAAAAACUGCCUGUGUGCCUUAUCAUGAGUGACGUCACACUUCUCCAUCUUUGAGGAGUGGAUUGUUUGACCUGGAGUUACUGCUUAACUAUUUGGUCACAUGUUCCGUUUACUUGGUCACUGAUUUCUUGCCUAAGAUCCUGCUCUUGCCGACAGUUUGAGCUUUAUAUCGCAUUUUACCUUCUAUUUGUAUUGGAUUUUUACUGUCUGAUUCUCUGUGUCUAUUGUCAGCGUGGGAAAACACAAUUGUGCAACUGACAGACUGCUUUCAUUUACAUCCCAACUUUGCUUUUCAAUAAAGUUGUAUUUGUUCA
Molecule: messenger RNA, 4009 nt
Organism: Myripristis murdjan (pinecone soldierfish)
Lineage: Eukaryota; Metazoa; Chordata; Actinopteri; Holocentriformes; Holocentridae
Product: SH2 domain-containing protein 4A
Exons: 6
Coding region: 406-1200 (264 amino acids)
Cellular component (GO): cytoplasm
Source: RefSeq, a predicted model, not a curated record